Messenger RNA from Rattus rattus (black rat), 1572 nucleotides. RefSeq names its product transmembrane serine protease 5 (gene Tmprss5). The transcript is spliced from 12 exons. NCBI's taxonomy places the organism in Eukaryota, Metazoa, Chordata, Mammalia, Rodentia, Muridae. The record is from RefSeq and is a predicted model, not a curated record. Bases 42 to 1379 code for a protein of 445 amino acids. Gene Ontology annotation, molecular function: serine-type endopeptidase activity. Gene Ontology annotation, cellular component: plasma membrane. Gene Ontology annotation, biological process: proteolysis.
CCCUAUUUCUCCAGAGUUCAACAUUGGAUGACCAAUGCCCAAUGGAGAUCCGGUGCACAGAAGAGGGUCCUGGGCCUGGGAUCUUCAGAGCAGAGUUGGGAGACCAGCAGCAACCCAUCUCUCAGUCCCAGCGUUGGUGCUGCCUGCAACGUGGCUGUGUAAUACUGGGAGCCCUGGGGCUGCUGGCUGGAGCAGGUGUUGGUUCCUGGCUCUUAGUGUUGUAUCUCUGGCCGGCUGCCUCUCCACCCGUCUCGGUGACGUUGCAGGAGGAGGAGGUAACGUUGAGCUGCCCAGGAGUGAGCAGUGAGGAAAAACUCCUUCCAUCUCUUCCCAAAGCAGUAUCUUUCAGAAUAAAUGGCGAGGAUCUUCUGCUUGAAGUGCAAGUAAGGGCUCGGCCAGACUGGCUCCUGGUCUGCCAUGAGGGCUGGAACCCUGCCCUGGGGAUGCACAUCUGCCAGAGUCUUGGGCACUUCAGACUCACUCAACACAAGGCAGUGAAUCUGUCUGACAUCAAGCUCAACAGAUCCCAGGAGUUUGCUCAGCUCUCUGCUAGACCGGGAAGCCUUGUAGAGGAGGCAUGGCAGCCCAGCGCUAACUGUCCUUCUGGCCGAAUUGUUUCUCUCAAAUGUUCUGAGUGUGGGGCAAGACCUCUGGCCUCUCGAAUAGUUGGCGGUCAGGCUGUGGCUUCUGGGCGCUGGCCGUGGCAAGCUAGUGUGAUGCUCGGCUCCCGACACACAUGUGGGGCCUCUGUGCUGGCACCCUACUGGGUAGUGACUGCCGCCCACUGCAUGUACAGUUUCAGGCUGUCCCGCCUAUCCAGCUGGCGGGUUCAUGCAGGGCUGGUCAGCCACAGUGCUGUCCGACAACACCAGGGAACUAUGGUGGAGAAGAUCAUUCCCCACCCUUUGUACAGCGCCCAGAACCAUGACUAUGAUGUGGCUCUGCUGCAGCUCCGGACACCAAUCAACUUCUCAGACACUGUGGGCGCUGUGUGUUUGCCGGCCAAGGAGCAGCACUUUCCACAAGGGUCGCAGUGCUGGGUGUCUGGCUGGGGCCACACCGACCCCAGCCAUACUCAUAGCUCAGAUACACUGCAGGACACAAUGGUACCCCUGCUCAGCACCGAUCUCUGCAACAGCUCAUGCAUGUACAGUGGGGCACUUACACACCGCAUGCUGUGUGCCGGCUUCCUGGACGGAAGGGCAGAUGCGUGCCAGGGAGACAGCGGGGGACCCCUGGUGUGUCCCAGUGGUGACACGUGGCACCUUGUAGGGGUGGUCAGCUGGGGUCGUGGCUGUGCAGAGCCCAAUCGCCCAGGUGUUUAUGCCAAGGUAGCAGAGUUCCUGGACUGGAUCCAUGACACUGUGCAGGUCCGCUAGCUAAAGAAGAAGCAGCUGCUGCCUGCGACACAGAACUGUGGAUCUCCCAUGGAUCAUCCCAGACUGAGGCCCAGCAUCUGGGUCACUGGGCCUUUCCCCAAAGGCUCUGACUUCUAGUUUGUCUUUCUCAUCUGAGAACCCCCACCACAGGGAAGAGUCUGGGGCUGGAUUGGGAAUGAUGGUGAGAGGAAGG